Spirodela intermedia is the source of this 717-nucleotide messenger RNA. NCBI's taxonomy places the organism in Eukaryota, Viridiplantae, Streptophyta, Magnoliopsida, Alismatales, Araceae. The record is from the annotation of a GenBank genome assembly.
AUGGGGGACGGCGAGGCGGCGGCAGAGACAGAAGGGAAGAUGGAAGCGCCCACCGAGGCUAGGGGCAGCAACUCGCCGGAGGUGAAGGAGAAGAGGAGGUACGGUCGCUGCGUGCGGGUGAUGUGGAAGGAGAAGCUGAGGCUGAUGAAGGGGACGGCGCCGAUGACGGUGCUGGAGAAGAAACUCCUCUCCGCGGACGUCAGCAAGAGCCAUGCCACACUACUCCUCCGCAGGAACAAUGACGACGGGGAGGAGGAGAGGAGCCCCAUGGAGCUGCUACAGUUCAUGACGGAGGCAGAGAAGACGUCGGCGGCUGCCAAGAACGGAGGGAUGCCGGUGGUUCUGCUCGACAGGAAGGGGGACGAGUAUCCCGAGGCCAAGAUUACGUACUUGCAGAGCAUGGGAGCAUACGCCGUCGCUGGUGAGUGGCUGAACGUCGUCUCUAACAACCAGCUCCGCUGCGGGGACGUCGUCGACAUCUACACCUUCCGGGUUCCGCCGCAGGCGGCGGCACCCUCAUCCUCUUCGUCUCCGCCCCCAGCUUCUUCAGAGGAAGGCAACGGCGGCGGCGGCACACAUAGCGAGUGGAGGCUGGGCCUCGCCGUCUGUGCUCGGGUACCCGCCGACGAGAUUGUGAGCAGGCGGCUCGCCAGCUCCUGUGACAGCCAAUGCGCGUUUGACAGGUCCAGCGUAAGCAGUGAGGAGUCCUAUUGCUAG